GUAGUAAGAUGUCUCACGAGGUGGAGAGUGUCAACGGGAAGGGUGCGCAGGAGCCGGUGUCCUCUCGUAGGAGCUCGGAGAGCCCGCCGCCGCCGCCCGACGGCGGCUGGGGCUGGGUCGUGGUCUUCGCCUCCUUCAUGAUACAUAUAGUCAUUGACGGGCUGACUUAUUCAUUCGGCGUUUUAUAUUAUGAGUUCCUGGGCUAUUUCCAAGAGGGCGAAAGCAAGACUGCGUGGAUCGUCUCAAUACUGUGUGCGAUCACGCUCAGUUCAGGCCCAUUAACGAGUUCGCUCGUGAACCGUUGGGGCUGCAAACUGGUGACGGUGUUUGGAGGCCUUCUGGCCGCGGCCUGCAUCAUCGCGUCGGCCUUCGCGGGCAACGUGCUGACGCUCAUCUUAACCAUCGGCGUGGGCACCGGCUUCGGCUGCGGGCUCAUCUACCUGCCCGCCAUCGUCAGCGUCACCGUCUGGUUCGAGCGGUAUAGGAGUCUUGCUACGGGCAUUGCAGUGUGUGGUUCAGGACUUGGAACCUUUAUUUUUCCGCAUUUAACAAAGGGUCUAAUCUCCAGCUACGGUUGGCGAGGUGCCUUGGUCAUUAUAGGUGCCCUUAUAUUAAACUGCAUUCCAUUAGGCUUUCUGUUCCUACCAGUACCCGAAGUGCCAAAAACACCGGCCAGCGAACCGAUGCUUAUAAAACAAAAGAAAUUGGUACUGAAUAAGUCUCAAAGUACUGAGCAUAUGGCUCGACCAAACGGACGUACGGAAGACGGCGAUGUGGCUAGACUAACUUUCUCGCAGCCCGCUCUGAACAAAUCCCACGAGUCUAAGCCGCAGCCGCAUUCUAGACGUGGCAGCGGCAUCAUGCACAGACCUGAUGUAUUAUAUCAAGGAAGUAUGACAAGCCUCACGAAAUUCCGGGCUUCAUCUCCAGUAAGAAUUCAGACUAUGACCGAAGACGAAGAGUCUAAGUCGCCGUUUUCGGAAAUGCUCGAUGUAUCUCUAUUGGUGGACCCCAUAUUUGUGUUAUUCUCUGUAUCAAACAUUUUGACUAAUAUAGGAUUUUAUAUACCUUAUGUUUAUACUGUGACCAUGAGCAAUGAGCUGGGCAUCGAAAAUCCGGAACGUUUAAUUUCUGUAAUGGGGGCGGCUACUUUAGUAGGAAGGAUAGUUCUCGGCUUUAUCAGCGACAAACCUUGGGUAAAUCGGUUGAUGGUGUACAACGUGUGCCUCACGAUAGCUGGCAUGAGCAUGGCUUCAGCAGCAGUGUGCACAGAGUUCUGGGGUCUAGCCAUGUAUGCGGCUAUGUACGGCUUCACGUCCGGAGCAUACGUGGGGUUAACGUCGGUGGUACUGGUCGAUCUUUUUGGAAUGGCGAAACUGACUAAUGCCUUUGGGCUCUUGCUAUUUUUCCAAGGCAUCGCCUCACUAUUUGGCGCGCCUCUUGCAGGAUGGCUCGUUCAAGCAACAGGCUCAUAUAUGCCCACUUUCAUCGGGGCCGGAGCCUUCGUGUCCGUCAGCGGGGUAAUGCUGUUCGUGAUCCCAUUGGUGCAGCGCAGGGCUCGGAACCGGUAUUGA
This is a messenger RNA of Cydia amplana, 1574 nucleotides long. RefSeq names its product monocarboxylate transporter 13-like. NCBI's taxonomy places the organism in Eukaryota, Metazoa, Arthropoda, Insecta, Lepidoptera, Tortricidae. The record is from RefSeq and is a predicted model, not a curated record. Gene Ontology annotation, biological process: monocarboxylic acid transport; transmembrane transport. The transcript has 6 exons. Gene Ontology annotation, cellular component: membrane. Gene Ontology annotation, molecular function: monocarboxylic acid transmembrane transporter activity. The coding region runs from base 9 to 1574 and encodes 521 amino acids.